AUGGAGGAUACCCCUGAUGAUUUAAAUGCAAAUCAACAUGUAGCAGCAUUGCCGCAAGCCGAAGUUGUGACGGACAUUGAAGGAGACGUGCAAGACGAAGUGCGACGGGUGAUCCAAGAAGCUUUAAGAAGGAGACAGCAACGGCAAACACCACUGGCGAUAGUACUUCCUCACGUCACUGCAGAAUCACAAAACGAUGACGAAUCCUCUAAUGACGACGAGGAUAAGAACGAGAAGAAACUUUGCGGACUUUCCAAAUGGGCAUUCUACAUGUUGAUGGUCGUUGCAGUGGGAGGCAUUGUUGGUGGUGUUGUUGUUGCUGCGACGUCAUCUUCCAGCAGUGGCAACGGCACAUCUUCCCCAACUGUAAUUCUGACUCCAAUCACACUGGCGAAUCUUCUGUAUCCUGAUCAAGAUGGGAAAGAUCUUGCGCCAGCGCAGUCUGACGCCAUCCAUUGGAUUGUGGAGACGGAUACUUUCUUUCAGAAUCCGACAGUCACGGAUGAGUUAUUGGAGCGUCAUGCUCUUGCUACAUUGUACUAUGGACUCCGUGCUUAUAAUUGGACUGCUUCCUCCAACUGGCUUAGUGGUACAACUCAUUGUGAAUGGGAAUUUGUCGGCUGCAACGAGAUUGGCUCCGUUAUCAGUUUACAGUUGGACUACAUGAAUGUGCAGCUCGAAUACGAGUAUGAAGGAAUUCUCAAAGGAAGUCUUCCGGCGGAAAUUGGGAGAUUGAGCAACCUAAACGCGCUGUCAUUAGCUGGCAAUGAAAUCACCGGUCAGCUGCCUUUGCAAUUGUAUGAUCUAACGAUGCUAACUCAGUUGAGUGUUGCGUUGAACAAAUUUACUGGUUCAAUCCACAAAGCUGUUGGACGGCUGUCAAGGCUACGAAGCAUCGACUUGGCAAAUAAUCUCUUCCAUGGUGAUUUGCCAUCUGAGAUAGGUUUGUUAAGGCAGUUGGAAGAAAUGUCGUUGGGGAACACCUAUUUGUCGGGGCAGAUACCGAGUGAAAUCGGGAGUUUGGAAUUCGUAAAGACAAUCAAGCUCUCAAGCACGAAUCUGUCGGGCCCCAUCCCCUCGGACAUGCAGAAGCUGCGUCUGCUCGAGUUAUUUGAUAUUUCGGGAUGUGGCUUGGAGUCUACAAUUCCAAGUUUCUCGACUAGUCUGAAGAGUUUGAUUCUCAACGACAACGUGUUUCCCACACUCCCAACGGAACUCUUCCUGCUUGGCAACUUGAGGAAGCUAUUUCUUUCAAAUACGACGCUCAGUGGACAGCUACCCAGUGAGAUUGGUAAAUUGACGUCAUUGACUGAGCUGAUCCUGAGUGAUAACCGUAUCGAAGGUCCCUUGCCUUCCGAACUUGGGAAUUUGAGGCUGCUUUUGUAUUUGCAUAUGGAUGACAACAUGCUCGCCAGCACCACGUUACCUACCGAGCUUGGUAAUCUCGCGAGCAUGGUACAUCUCAGUUUCGAAAACAGUGCUCUCGUUGGAAGUAUUCCCACCGAGUUUGAAAAUCUACAGGAUCUGUGUUACCUAUACCUGAAUGAGAAUCAAAUCAUCGGCCCGAUCCCAAGCGUGGUCGGAAGAAUGGCGAGCCUAAGGAAACUACAGUUGAACAGAAACCUCUUGACGUCCACGAUCCCAUGGCAGAUGUCGCGUUUAAGUAAUCUUUUUUCUAUCAAUCUGAGCAACAACCAAUUGACAGGAAAUGUCCCAGCCUCCAUGUCAAGGUUGGAAGAGAACAUUCAAGACAUUAACCUUUAUGGGAACAAUUUGACAGGUGGAUUGGAGACUUUAUUUUGUGGCUCUCUUCCUGACUUGCAAGAAUUUGUUGCAGACUGCGAGCUUCAAUGUACCUGUUGCACUGGAUGCACGAGAUAG
Messenger RNA from Cylindrotheca closterium, 1881 nucleotides. The record is from the annotation of a GenBank genome assembly. NCBI's taxonomy places the organism in Eukaryota, Bacillariophyta, Bacillariophyceae, Bacillariales, Bacillariaceae.